AUGACACACGACCUGUCUGAAAAGAACACCCAGGAUGGGACUAUACACGAUAAUGCGAAAUUUGAUCAUAGUUCAUUGGAGAUCGACCAUGUGGCGGAACGAAAGCUCAUUCGCAAGCUCGAUCGAUGGAUUGUGCCACCAGUGAUGCUCCUCUAUCUGUUCUCCUUCUUGGACAGAGUCAAUAUCGGCAAUGCACGUCUUUAUGGCUUGGAGCGAGACCUUGGAAUGCGUGGUGACCAAUUUCAAACUGCUGUUUCCAUCCUCUUUGUAACAUAUAUCUUAUCGGAAUUGCCCUCCAAUCUCGUGAUCAAGAAGUUUAGACCAAGUCGUUGGUUAGCUUUCUUGACAACUUCCUGGGGACUGGUAGCGACAUUGACUGGCAUCGUUCAAAGCUAUGGUGGCCUUCUAGCAUGUCGACUCUUUCUAGGAGCCCUCGAGGGUGGACUUUUCCCAGGUCUUACCAUCUAUCUGACUCUGUUUUACACUCGACGAGAAAUCGCGCUCAGAGUUGGAUAUCUCUUCGUCAGUGCAGCGAUAAGCGGAUCUGUUGGAGGACUGCUCGCGUAUGGAAUAGGUCAUAUGGACGGCGUUGCUGGACAGCGAGGCUGGCGCUGGAUUAUGAUCAUCGAAGGUCUCCCCACAAUCGUCCUCGGCAUCGCUGUGUGGUGGUGGCUAGCUGACGAUCCAGAGCAUGCGCACUACCUGACUGCAGAGGAGAAGCAGUUGAUGAUCGUUCGCAAAGAGCGCCAAUCUGGAUACAGCAAAUCGGCAGACGAGUUUCAGAAGGAGGACGUUAUACUUGGUCUCAAAGACUGGAAGAUAUGGAUGUUCUGCCUUGGCCAAUUUGGCGUCGACACGAUGCUUUACGGCUAUUCAACCUUCCUGCCGACCAUCAUUCGAGGUUUAGGCACGUGGACCACGGCUGAAGUUCAAUGUCUGACAAUUCCUUGCUACGCUAUUGGAGCAAUCACUUACUUAGUUGCUGCGUGGGUUAGUGACAGGCUACAAAAACGAGGUGUUGUGACUGUCAUCUUCGGUGUCGUCAGUUGUAUAGGAUAUGCUGUGAUGCUGAGCAACGCGAGCAACGGGGCCAAGUAUUUUGGUUGCUUUUUGAUCGCAACUGGACUCUACGUGGUAGUCGGCAUUCCUUUGGGCUGGCUACCUUCCAACAAUCCGAGAUACGGCAAAAGGACAACAGCCACCGGUCUGCAGCUUACCUGCGGUAAUCUCAGCGGCAUCAUGGCACCUUUCAUCUACAGGACUGCAGACGCGCCACGGUAUAUCACCGGUCAUGCUGUCAGUCUAGCUAUGGUGGCGAUGGCGGUCGUUGUCUAUGCAAUCCUGUGGUUUUACUUCUCCAAUGCAAACAAACGGCGAGCGGCUGGCAAAGAGGAUUGGAAGGCCGAAGGGAAGACCGAGGAAGAGGUCGCUGAGAUGGGUGAUAGAUCGCCACGCUUUAUCUAUACGUAUUGA
Lithohypha guttulata is the source of this 1473-nucleotide messenger RNA. RefSeq lists its product as uncharacterized. The transcript has 7 exons. The coding region runs from base 1 to 1473 and encodes 490 amino acids. The record is from RefSeq and is a predicted model, not a curated record. Gene Ontology annotation, molecular function: transmembrane transporter activity. Gene Ontology annotation, cellular component: membrane. Lineage: Eukaryota; Fungi; Ascomycota; Eurotiomycetes; Chaetothyriales; Trichomeriaceae. Gene Ontology annotation, biological process: transmembrane transport.